This is a messenger RNA of Limulus polyphemus (Atlantic horseshoe crab), 748 nucleotides long. RefSeq lists its product as uncharacterized. The record is from RefSeq and is a predicted model, not a curated record. NCBI's taxonomy places the organism in Eukaryota, Metazoa, Arthropoda, Merostomata, Xiphosura, Limulidae. The transcript has 2 exons. The annotation marks the transcript as partial.
UCUAGUGAGAAUUAUCAUGUCGAGUUAAUGUAGCAUCAUUUAGAGCAGAUGACUUUAAAGUGAAAGUAUUAAUGAUAAAAGAAAUUGAACAGUUCAGAUGUUGAAGAACAUCUGAAGUAUAAAAGUUACCAUGUACCACAAACAAAUAACAAUAAAUCUCGAAGAGUAGUUAUUUGUUAAUUUUUCGAAAAUUCGACGUUCUUAAGCUUAUAAACACAGAAUAUUAUUAUUAUUAUACUGGAUGAAAAUAUAGGAGAAAUGUAUCUCCGAGAAGCAAGAAGAAUCUAGAAUAUUUUGGUGACCAAAAACAACAAACCUACUGUCAUGAAAAAGUUAAAAUUCUGUACAUUUUUCUCGAGUUUUCUUCUGUGGAUCCACGCUCCUGAAAGUCUGGGACAGAGUUCAGAGCCUCCGAUAUCCCUAAAAGGAGUUCAGGGUAAAGAUGUUGAGUUGCCAUGUAACAUCUCACCACUAACACCAGAUGAUGAAGUGGCUUUAGUUCUCUGGUACAGAGAUGAUUCUUCCACGCCAUUUUACAGCCUAGAUGCAAGAAGAGGUGGGUCACCAGGACAUGGCAGACAUUCGUCCAGUGAUAGUUACGCUACUAGAACUUACUUCAGCACUGUUUCCAAGCCUGCUACUCUUCAACUGGCAACUGUGACAAAGGAAGACAAAGGAACCUAUAUUUGUCGCGUAGAUUUCAAAAAGGCCAGAACCCGAUACUCAGAAAUUUCUCUAUCCAUAAUAA